Molecule: messenger RNA, 1739 nt
Organism: Nerophis ophidion (straightnose pipefish)
Lineage: Eukaryota; Metazoa; Chordata; Actinopteri; Syngnathiformes; Syngnathidae
Product: POU domain, class 4, transcription factor 2-like
Exons: 2
Coding region: 443-1654 (403 amino acids)
Biological process (GO): regulation of transcription by RNA polymerase II
Molecular function (GO): DNA-binding transcription factor activity, RNA polymerase II-specific; RNA polymerase II cis-regulatory region sequence-specific DNA binding
Source: RefSeq, a predicted model, not a curated record
CCCCGCCUCAGAGCAUCACCACUUGGGGUCCCAGCAGCAUUCGGCAUCGCAGAGGAGAAGCUAACCUGCAUGCAAGACCACCGCUCGGAAACUUACUCCAACACCAAGAAUCCUAAGAGAACUAGAACGUUCUUUCAAGAUCACACGCUGGACUUUUUAAUUGUUUUAUUUAUUUUUUUUUAAGGGGGGACGGUAUUAUAAAGCCGCUCUUUUGCAUGGCUCCACGUCCUAACUUUUUUUUCUUUUUUUAAGAGGGGUAUUUUUUUUUUUUUUUUUUGGAGGGGACGGUUUAACCGAUCGGUACCGGCGCUGAGACGUUCCUCGUCCUUUGGACCCUGACACAGCUCCCUAAGCUGAGGAGAAGAAGAAGAAGAGGCGGAGUCGUCGUCGUCAUCCCCAAAAUUUAAAAAAGGAGCACUCCGGGGCUCCGAGGCGCGCAAACAUGAUGAUGAUGUCUCUGAGCAGCAAGCAGCCCUUCGCCGCCAUGGCCCACGCCAGCCUGGCCGAAGCCAAGUACUCGUCGCUGCACUCCUCGGCCUCCUCCUCCGCCUCGUCCACGCUGACCUCCUCGGCCUCCUCCUCCUCGUCCACGCCGUCCUCCUCCUGCUCGUCUUCCCGCCACAGCGGCAGCAGCAUCAUCAGCACCAGCAGCUCGGAGGCGAUGAGGCGAGCCUGCCUGCCCAACCCGCCGAGCAAUAUAUUCGGCGGCUUGGACGAGAGUCUGCUGGCCCGGGCAGAAGCUCUCGCCGCGGUGGAUAUCGUCUCGCAGAGCAAGAACCACCACCACCACCACCACCACCACCCGCCGCACCACAGCCCCUUCAAGCCGGACGCCACCUACCACACCAUGAACACGCUGCCGUGCACCUCCUCGUCGUCCUCCGCGUCCUCGGUGCCCAUCUCGCACCCCUCCGCCCUGGGCGGCCACGGCCACGGCCACGGGCACCACCACCACCACCACCACCACCACCACCAGCCGCACCAGGCGCUGGAGGGCGAGCUGCUGGAGCACAUCACCCCGGGCCUGGCGCUGGGCGCCAUGGCCGGGCCGGACGGCUCGGUGGUGUCCACGCCGGCGCACCCGGCGCACAUGGCGGGCAUGAACCACAUGCACCAGGCGGCGCUCAACAUGGCGCACGCCCACGGCCUCUCCACGCACAUCGGCAUGAGCGACGUGGACGCCGACCCGCGGGACUUGGAGGCCUUCGCCGAGCGCUUCAAGCAGCGGCGCAUCAAGCUGGGGGUGACCCAGGCGGACGUGGGCUCGGCGCUGGCCAGCCUGAAGAUCCCCGGCGUGGGCUCGCUCAGCCAGAGCACCAUCUGCCGCUUCGAGUCGCUGACGCUGUCCCACAACAACAUGAUCGCCCUCAAGCCCAUCCUGCAGGCCUGGCUGGAGGAGGCCGAGAAGUCCCACCGGGAGAAGCUCAACAAGCCCGAGCUCUUCAACGGCGCGGAGAAGAAGCGCAAGCGCACCUCCAUCGCCGCGCCGGAGAAGCGCUCGCUGGAGGCCUACUUCGCCAUCCAGCCGCGGCCCUCCUCCGAGAAGAUCGCCGCCAUCGCCGAGAAGCUGGACCUGAAAAAGAACGUGGUCCGCGUCUGGUUUUGCAACCAGCGGCAAAAACAAAAACGCAUGAAGUACUCGGCCUGCGUUUGAACGCGACCCCGCGGACUCCGGGGACGCUUUGUAUCAUAGCUUUCCUUUUCAAAUAUUUCAACAACAACAAAAAAUGCAGAAAAAA